CAGCUAGGCAGAGCCCACCACGGAGCUGAGGCAGGCAGGCAGAGGAAAGAUGGCAGCCGCGGCAGUGGCUGAGUUUCAGAGAGCACAGUCUCUUCUUGGAACAGACCGGAAUGCCUCUAUCGAUAUCUUACAUUCUAUAGUGAAGCGGGACAUCCAGGAGAGCGAUGAGGAGGCGGUGCGUGUUAAAGAGCAGAGCAUCCUGGAGCUGGGCGGCCUGCUGGCCAAGACGGGACAGGCUGCAGAGCUUGGGGGUCUGCUGAAAUAUGUGCGCCCCUUCCUCAACUCCAUCUCCAAGGCCAAGGCAGCCCGGCUGGUCCGCUCCCUGCUGGACCUGUUCCUGGACAUGGAGGCCGCCACGGGCCAGGAGGUCGAGCUCUGCCUGGAGUGCAUAGAGUGGGCCAAGGUGGAGAAGAGGACCUUCCUCAGACAGGCGCUGGAGGCUCGUCUCAUCUCACUCUACUUCGACACAAAGUGCUACCAGGAGGCACUACAACUUGGCACCCAGCUGCUGCAGGAGCUGAAGAAGAUGGACGAUAAGGCCCUGCUGGUGGAGGUGCAGCUGCUGGAGAGCAAGACGUACCACGGGCUGAGCAACCUGCCCAAGGCCCGCGCCGCCCUCACCUCCGCCAGGACGACCGCCAACGCCAUCUACUGCCCGCCGAAGCUACAAGCGGCUUUAGACAUGCAGUCAGGGAUCAUUCACGCAGCCGAGGAGAAGGACUGGAAGACGGCUUACUCCUACUUCUACGAGGCCUUCGAGGGCUACGACUCCAUCGACAGCCCCCGAGCCAUCACAGCCCUCAAAUACAUGCUGCUCUGCAAAAUCAUGCUCAACUUGCCAGAGGAUGUCCAGUCCCUCAUCAGUGGCAAGCUAGCUCUGCGGCACGCUGGCAGACAGACAGACUCGCUGAAAUGUGUGGCACAAGCCAGCAAGAACCGGUCGCUGGCAGACUUUGAAAAGGCACUAACAGAGUACAAAGUGGAGCUGAGGGAUGACCCCAUCAUCAGCACCCAUCUGACCACGCUGUACGACAACCUGCUGGAGCAGAACCUCAUCAGGGUCAUCGAACCUUUCUCCAGGGUCCAGAUGGCACACAUUUCCUCCCUUGUCAAACUAUCCAAUGGAGACGUGGAGAGGAAACUAUCACAGAUGAUCCUGGACGAGAAGUUUCACGGUAUUUUGGACCAAGGCGAAGGUGUGCUGAUCGUGUUCGACGAGCCAGCGGUGGACAAGACGUACGAGGCGGCCCUGGAGACCAUCCAGAACAUGAGCAAAGUGGUGGACUCGCUCUACAACAAAGCCAAGAAGCUAACAUAAGAUCUGAGAGCGAAACCGCCGGUCCUCCCGUCAGGAGCGGCGCGGGCCAAUCAGGACCUCCGGUUGCUCGCUCACGGCGGCCCGGGAGGGACGAAGGACGGAGAGGACGAGGAGAGUACGAACACUUCAAUUGAAACCAGCCAACCAAACCGAAGACGACGACCCCCCCCCCCCCGGUGAACCCCUCGCCUCUCUGCUCUCUCCCCUCUCCUGUCUCCUGUCUCUCUUCCCUUCCAAUCAGACCGGGGUUGAUCCGACCCGAGGUGGACAAAUUCAGGCACUGUGCCGCUCUCUGCUCUUCUCCCACCUACGGCUGCUACUGUAUGACAAAUUUGCCCCCCCCCCUUAUUUGUAUUUUAUUUUUAUUUUUUGUUCCUCUCUGCGCUGGCCAUCAGGGAAUCUUGUAAAAUAACAAUAAACAUACAGUACUUGUACACACAUGUAUUAUAUAUGAAGAGAGUGUAACCGGGGUUAGGGUUGCUUGGCCCUGGAACUGAAUGUUUGAACUUCGCUGACGGCCCACAGCUCACCUGGAGAACGGUUUUGAAAAACCAGUGGCCAUCAGAGGCCCCCCUCCCCCCCAGUCCUAUGUACUAUGACCUUUGCCCCGCCCACCACCACCACCCACUCAUGAGGCAUUCUGGGAUUCGUGGACCCCACAGGGAAUUUUCUCUCCCGUCCACAUGGGACCACGCCACAAAGGAGAGGACAUUCAUCGACACAGCGGGGUCUCCCCCCUUUUCCCCCUCCGCCUCCUGCACUCGCCCACUUCCUGUUUGUAGAUAACAUUGCCAAGCACCUCUGUUCAUCCAAGGCCUGAUAAAGUCACACAUGUCCUCUGUUUUUUUUAAUUUUUACAACGCGUAAGAACAGAAUACUGAGAGCUCGGUCCGUCACACAAAGUGCUUUUGACGCGACCGGAGAGGGAACUCUGCGUUCUCAGACGCGACGUUGGUCCUUUCAGAAGAAGAAGAAGUGGGUUUCGCUGAAGAAAAUCAAGCUUUUUCUGGGAACUUCAUUUUGGCAAGGACUCGAGGGUUUACCAUAUGUGACAUGAGAAAGACAAAUGCUAAUAAUAAUAAAAAACGUAAACCUGCGAGUUUU
Anarrhichthys ocellatus (wolf-eel) is the source of this 2422-nucleotide messenger RNA. RefSeq names its product 26S proteasome non-ATPase regulatory subunit 11A. The record is from RefSeq and is a predicted model, not a curated record. The transcript has 13 exons. Gene Ontology annotation, molecular function: protein binding. Bases 50 to 1318 code for a protein of 422 amino acids. NCBI's taxonomy places the organism in Eukaryota, Metazoa, Chordata, Actinopteri, Perciformes, Anarhichadidae.